AUGAGGAGCCACCUAACCAACCUUCCCCCAGAAGUGCUCAGCGCCGUUUUCUCACACCUCCGGCCUCGCGCCUUGCGUCAAUGCCUUCUCGUGAACUCCGCCUUCAACACUCUUGCCCGCCCCCAUCUGUUUCGCUACAUCGCCGCCUUCGGAGACGAGGCUGAACCGUGCUUCUUUCUCCUCCACGACAAUGCCAUCUUGGAAGCAGUCGCCGUAAUUGGUGACAUCGACGAAGACCAGCCAAUCCCGAAGGACCUUAGUUACAUGCGUUUGUUUGCCCACGCGCACUGUUGCAAUCGGGAGCGAGAACCCUUCUCCUCGCCAACCGGUUCGCCAUUCAUCUCCUCCUGCCGUGUGCUCAACGUGCACCUGGCCUUGCCGGACGACGAAGACAACAUAUCCAGCGCGCAUGCUGACUAUUUCAACCCAGGAUGGAGGCUUGCCGAUCGACCCCUGGAAGGACCAUACCUGCAGCCCCUGCAAUGUCACAUUCUGCACCACGCUCUCGAAAACGCCAGAGUCGACAAGCUCGUGCUCCGCAAUGUGCCUGUGAUCUACGGCAACGUAGACCCAGACCUCUUGCCCCCCUCAGCAGCUGAGACAGUGAAGGAGGCGGUCUUGGUGCUCAACGUCGACUCCAUGAACGAGGCGAACAGAUCCCUCGUGGAGGAUUACCUCGCCGAGAGCUUCGACUGCUUUGAGGAAGAGCACGAUGGCAUCGAGAGUGUUCGACCAUGCAUGGAACCCGGGGAACUCGAGCGCCCAGAGAUAGGGAGCCUCGCUUCGGCCGUCCCUCCUAACGUUGAAGAUCUGACGCUCGUCUUCUGGACUCCCCGGCCCAGGACGGACGCAACGCCAACCUGUUGCAUGCCCGUUCCGCUCUGCGAGGAGUGCAAAACAAAGGACAGCGAAGAUACCAGCGAUGCCGAGAAGCAGCCGUCAUGCUGGCAGGAGAAAUUUUGGAACGACUUGGCAGAUACCGUCGCCCCCAGGCUGCUUCACCAGCUUCGCGCGGUCACGAUCGUCAACGCCAGCGCCAUUGUCCCCGCUGGAGCCGUACGAGAGCAGUAUGUCCGACCCAUCUCGACCGGCGUCGCCGUUCACGCCACGUUUGAGAAGAAGUUCCGUAACACACUCUCCAGCCGCCUCACUGGUGAAUACGGCGUCCAGUCCGGCCGUGUCAAAGAGUACGUCGACCGUGUCCACUUCGAGUACAUGAACGACUGGCUGCUCUCGACGGAAUGGGAGGACGUUUUCGAAUGGUCGGAAGUCAAGCCGUGGCUCCAGUCCAAGCGUCCAGCCCUCAUCACCGACUACUUCAAGCCCGUCAACCCAAACUCAGUCCAGUGGCGCAAGGACAUGAACCCAACGGAGCGCAUCUCGCUCCGCCACAAGCGCUCGACCAUGAAGCGCACAAAGCCGAACAAGUAUACCUGGAAUCACUGA
This is a messenger RNA of Trichosporon asahii var. asahii CBS 2479, 1446 nucleotides long. RefSeq lists its product as uncharacterized. Gene Ontology annotation, molecular function: protein binding. The record is from RefSeq and is a predicted model, not a curated record. The transcript has a single exon. Lineage: Eukaryota; Fungi; Basidiomycota; Tremellomycetes; Trichosporonales; Trichosporonaceae. Bases 1 to 1446 code for a protein of 481 amino acids.